Messenger RNA from Diachasmimorpha longicaudata, 867 nucleotides. RefSeq lists its product as uncharacterized. The record is from RefSeq and is a predicted model, not a curated record. Bases 1 to 867 code for a protein of 288 amino acids. Gene Ontology annotation, cellular component: plasma membrane. Gene Ontology annotation, biological process: toll-like receptor 4 signaling pathway; innate immune response; MyD88-dependent toll-like receptor signaling pathway. Gene Ontology annotation, molecular function: Toll-like receptor binding; TIR domain binding. The transcript has 3 exons. NCBI's taxonomy places the organism in Eukaryota, Metazoa, Arthropoda, Insecta, Hymenoptera, Braconidae.
AUGUCGUUGACGAUACCACCGAGAUACUGGAGAGGGAUGGCACAAUAUAUUUGGAGAGACUUGCCAAGGACUCUUCACAAUGAUGUGGUACGAUACGAAUCUGGCCAAGCGCUGCAGUUGUACGACGCCUUCCUUCUCUAUGCCGACGAGGAUUCCUCCUUUGCUAUCGAAAUCAUUGAGAACCUCGAGAAAAGGGGAAAUCUUCGGCUCUGCACAAAAGACAGAGACCUUAUCAGUCGUGGGGAAAGAUUCGAACCUGAGAUACUGAUGCAGUUGAUUUCCGAGAGAUGUACAAGAUUGAUUGUGGUUCUUUCUCCCAACUUCAUCAAAAGUCCAGUCAACACAUUUCUAAUGGAUUUUGGCCAGACGACAGGUCUCCUUGAACGACGAAGGAAAAUUGUUCCUGUUCUGUACCAAGACUGUGAAAUCCCAAUACAAAUGCGCCACACGGUCAUGCUUCAUUACAACAGAGUGGGAAUUUACGACUUUUGGGAACGAUUUCGAAAUUGCAUUCGUAGUGUCUCACCACCAGCCAUCACUGCUGAUCGUAAAAUUGCGGAGCAUUCUCUAGUGCCACAGAAAUUCGUAGAAUUGCCUCCGACGGUUAAGGGAGAGAGUUUAAAGGCUGAAGAAGUGAAAAUUGUCGAGAGAAAACAUUCACCUGAACCGAAUGUAAAGCCAGUGAAGAAAGAAGGGUUUUUCAGCUUUACGAAAAAGAAAUCUGUCAGGACCGAGGACAGUACGGUUAGUCUGCCUUCUUUGAGUGGAUUAGACAAGCUCGAAGAGCCAGAUAGUCAAAAAAUCGAGACGAAAAAAAGUAGCAAGGGAGUGACGAAAAAAAUUAAGGCUCUUAUAUCAAGAUCCUGA